CUUUCUUUUUUUUUUUGUUUUUUUUGUUUUUUUAAAUUUUGUGUUUGGCUUGGGAUUCAUUGAUUAGUAGUAACUAGGUUGUUUGUUGGAGGUGUACAAGUAAGUCCUAGUCUUGAACUCUUUCUUGAAUUCCACUAGAGUGCACCAUUUCAAAACGGUCCUAAUGAACAAUAUACAUGAGUUGAUCAAAGAUUGGGUCUUUUUGUUAUAGAGAGAAAAGGGCUCUCUUUAUAUUCAUUUGGAGUACUUGGGCUGUUUUUGGUUUAUGAGAUUGUGUGUGUGUUAAUCUUGAACUUGGUAUUUUUUGGUUCAGUUGUUUGAUAUCUGAGACUUGUGAUUGAGAGUUCUCUUGGAUAAAGUUAUAUGCUUUGCUUCUCUUUUGUUUGUGUAUCAGAGAAGCAGUGGGCACUGCAUAUUGACUUGGUUUUGGUUCUUUAAUUAAUUGGGUUGAUGAUAGUUGGAGUAAAAGAGAUUCUGGAUUGGGACUUUUUUGGUGUCUUUUGGAUAGGACCUAGUGAGAGUAUAAGUGGGAAUAGAAGCUCAGAAGAUGCUGAAUGCUGUUCUGUGUAAUAAUUUUGGCAUAUGUUUCAAGGAUAUUGAUUCCCAUUGAAAUUGAAAUUUGGAUCUGCUUUCCCAUUGUAUUGGAUACAUAGUUGAGCUAAGCCUCUCGUCAGUUACGUAUUUGAUUGUUGAAUUCCCUUGAUUAUUACAAGGACAGUGGCAUCUUAAGGAUUCUUGGACACUUAACUUUUGAAAGAACCCCCCAUCUAUGUUGACUUCGGGUUGUAUAAUUACAAGGCUUGACAUACACAAGUAUAGAUCAGGUUGGAGGUAUAAAGUUGGGGAUAUCGUUUAGCCACAGAGACGAUCGAAUGGAGGAGGCAUCUCCAACAAUUGCUGUACAUUACAAGCCCGGGAAUCGUGUGAUAUAUGAUGAAUCAGUGCUGCCUUCCCGUACGAAUAUUAGUGGACUUGAGCUGGUGGCAUACACAACCAAUUUGCUGUCAGAACCUACCAAGGCCAAGUUGUCUUUGGUGUCGAUUGGUAAUGGUAGUAUGAUGUGCGACAAUCGUAGAGUUCCAAGAGAUAGCUUCGAUGACACACGGGGUUAUGACAAUGAUGAAAUUCGAGGAGGAGGAGGAGGAGGAGAAAAGUUGUUAUCAAAGGUGCAUGGAAAUGGAAUAUGUCUGGUUAUUAGUGAUGCUAAAAUAGGUCAAAACUCUAGAGACAAUGGUUUGAUGUCACCGACUAGUGGCAAGUUACUGGGCAGUAUUUCUUCUUGCUCUGAAAGAAAUGGAAGUAGCUUCGUGUCUGAGAAGGAAUGUGGAGCCAUAGAGGCCAAUUCUGGGGCCACUUCACCAGUUAAUGGAGAUAAAAACGGUGCAGUUCUUCUUAGCAUAAACAAAUCGUAUUCGGUGAAUGGUGGGAAGCAAUGUGUUGUUUUUGAUUCCACACCUCCUCUCUGGGGACUUGUAUCAAUCUGUGGGAAGAGGUUGGAAAUGGAAGAUUCUGCUGUAGCUCUACCAAGGUUUUCGGGAAUCCCUUCUCAAAUGCAAAUCCAUGUCCCCGACACUAAUGCAAUGGCUCGAAAUCCCCUAGCACACUUUUAUGGGGUUUAUGAUGGGCAUGGAGGCUGUCAGGUUGCUAAUUAUUGCCGUGAACGGUUCCAUCUAGCUUUAACCGAGGAGCUGCACACUCGGAAGGAGGAUUUGCACACUGAAAGCGUUGGCAGUAACUGGAAGGAGCAAUGGGAAAAGGCUUUGUUCAGUUGCUUCCAAAAAGUUGAUGAUGAGGUUGGAGGGAUCUCCCGAGGUUUCGAGUGUGAUGCUGCUGUUGAUCCUAUUGCUCCCGAAGCAGUUGGAUCUACGGCUGUAGUUUCAAUUGUUUGUCCCACGCAUAUAAUCGUUGCCAACUGCGGUGAUUCAAGGGCUGUCCUCUGCCGGGGAAAAUCAGCCAUGCCACUGUCCGUUGAUCACAAACCAAAUAGAGAAGAUGAGUAUUCAAGAAUAGAAGCUUUAGGAGGCAAAGUCAUUAAUUGGGAUGGGCAUCGCGUGUCAGGUGUCCUUGCAGUUUCAAGAUCCAUUGGUGACAGAUAUUUGAGGCCAUACGUAAUCCCGGAACCAGAAAUGACGUUUACCCCUCGGGCAAAAGAAGACGAGUGCCUUAUUUUAGCGAGUGAUGGUCUGUGGGAUGUGAUGGCUAAUGAGGAAGUGUGUGAUGUGGCGAGGAGAAGAAUCCUCCUCUGGCACAAAAAGAAUGGCGGGGACACGCCAUCUAAAGAAAGGGGCGAUGACGACAACGCCACUGAUCCUGCUGCUCAAGAUGCAGCACAGUACCUGACGCGAAUCGCGCUCCAGAGGGGAAGCCAAGACAAUAUCUCUGUUAUUGUGGUGGACUUGAAAGCACAGAGAAAGUUCAAGAAGAAAGUGUAAGUGUUGAACAGUCUAAAUCAGCUCUCAUAUAUUGCUGGGAAUAUUGCAGAAUCCAGCCCCCUUCUUUAUGCAGGCCAAGGUUGCAGAAUUUCUAGUAUGAUAUUAUGGUACGUUAAAGUGUUUUGACAAUAAACAUUUUUAGGGAAAUGUUUGGUCAAAACCAUUGCUGACAUGUUUUUGCAAGAAAUCCUUGUGUUUCAGAUACUCAGCCUCCUAUUCUUUAUUAUAUUAAUAUAUGGAUGACAUUUUGCUGUCCACUGCUGUAACACUUUAAGUCAUCAAUAUAGACUGCAUAUUUUAUCAGAGAA
Messenger RNA from Ipomoea triloba (trilobed morning glory), 2740 nucleotides. Its product is annotated as protein phosphatase 2C 77-like. The record is from RefSeq and is a predicted model, not a curated record. NCBI's taxonomy places the organism in Eukaryota, Viridiplantae, Streptophyta, Magnoliopsida, Solanales, Convolvulaceae. Bases 873 to 2432 code for a protein of 519 amino acids. The transcript is spliced from 5 exons. Gene Ontology annotation, biological process: protein dephosphorylation. Gene Ontology annotation, molecular function: cation binding; protein serine/threonine phosphatase activity.